Mercenaria mercenaria is the source of this 2684-nucleotide messenger RNA. RefSeq lists its product as uncharacterized. Bases 214 to 1410 code for a protein of 398 amino acids. The record is from RefSeq and is a predicted model, not a curated record. Lineage: Eukaryota; Metazoa; Mollusca; Bivalvia; Venerida; Veneridae. The transcript is spliced from 11 exons.
ACAUUGGUGACAAUACAUUUGUUUCAAAUUACAGCCAAAUUAAGUCCAGUUGAUUGGUUUGGUUUUUAAAUUGUUUCAAAUAUUCAGUUCUGACACUUAAUUGUAUCUGUGUAUUUAUUUGUAAGACAGGAUGCCUACGGUCAGUGGAUGUACCCAAGUCUCAGACUAUGCUCUCAUACUGUCGGGAGUUAACUGAAAUGACGAAGAAAAACCAUGAGAAGAACGCUUAUAGCAUUGCUGCUGACAUUGGCAAGUGCUCAUUGUCUAGUGGAUGGACAACUGUACAUAGAUAACUCCUGCAAAUGGUCUUAUCAGAUUAAGGACUUGUACAAUGUCACCGUGCAAGAUUUGGGUUCAGUGUGUCCACAAAGCAGUAUAAUGCCACCCUCUGGCCACAUCUUAGAUCAAACUGACAUGUAUCGCCUGAAAAUAAAUCAAAUAAACAAUGGUAGGACGGCUGAAAUUGACUGGGAACAUGAUAGCUGCUUUCAAGAAUACUACAUGCAGUUUGAAGCCAAUUUCCAGCCCUACUGGCGACUCGACAAUACUCGUAGAAAAUGCAUACGAUUUAUAGUGACACGUUUAUCAACUAAAUGGGCAUACGACAGAGGCAGUCGUCUCUAUUUCAACUGUCUCCGAAUAAACUCGAGAGAAAUGGGAACUCUCGCGAUUAAAAACAGUAAACACAAUGUCGACAUGACUUGUCCAGAGAGGAGUUCUUCGGAUUCUAUUAAAUUUGAUCUUGGAUGUGGAUUUGAUAAGACGAGAGUCGAAAUUGACAACUGUUUGUCAGUAGAAUUCCGGGGAUUACACUCCGAUACUGAUUUCAGGAGAACAAAAAUAGAAUACAAAGGAAUAAAGAAUUGUACACAUACAUACGACGGAACACAUAUUUAUUGUUUUAGUGACCCGUUUCAGGGACACCUAAAUUUGCCAGUCUAUGGAGAUGGGAUAUAUUCUAUUGACAUUAUACUGGUAUGCAACGCAUCUGGUGAAGUGGCAUAUAAAACAUUCCAUUUUGAGGAAAAUGUAACGAAAGCUAGUUCCUGUUCAAUAUAUAAUUCUUCAGUUCGUUCUACGUGUGGAGUUUUAGAGACUACAACACAAUCGAAAGAAGUAUCAACAGUUUGGUCCUCGUCACCACAGAAUCAAUUAUAUACAUUAAUUACUGUCGUCUCAGCGAUUGGUACCGUUGUAAUAAUAGUGACAGUUGUUUUUAUACAUCAAAAUAGAAGAACAAAGAGGAAUCAGCAAGGGAGAGAUACCGAAGAAAGUCAGAUAAAUACCGGGGGACAUGAGAUGCAAAUGCUAUGUGGAAAUGAGUUAAAUGGAAUCACAAAAGUAAAUACUUGUGAAACCACAAACUUACAGACCGAGGAAAACAAUGAUGUCAAAGAAACUAUUUUGUGAAUUUGUAUGAAAUGUUGAUUUAUAUAGCUUCUAUAGAUGUUAUUAACUAUUACAAAUGCCGUGUAACGGCCGUAAAAAGUGUCCCCGUACUUGGACUCGUUGUUAUGAUAUUUUCUAGUCAUAAUGGAUCAUGGAGUCCAUUCCAUGCAUACUAGCGUUCAGCUAAAGCCAGUGUCAGGGGUAGGGGCUUGAGUGGUGUUGCAAAUUUCUUAACCUCCUGAACAGUUUCAGUGAAAUUUAGUCCGCUGUUAUUUUGCUUGGUUGCGUUCUACGCUACCAAAAGAUCUUCUUUUAAUCAAGACGGCAAACUGACUCCGUUGUUACCAAAACUGGCCGAGAAUCAAGGUGAAGUACCCUCCUGUGCUUGAAAUAAAUAUAAUUCUCAUUUUGGCUGUGUACACUUUAGUCAUGUGUAACUGUUUUACUUGAAAAACUGCCAUAGAUUGCGCUUGACGUGUUAAUGAAAUUUUGCUGUGCUUUUCACAUGCACAUAAGAUGUGAUAUAUUUUUUUCAGAUCGCUCAGCACGACGUUUUAUGUUAUCUUAUUUGUGUUAAGUUGUUUCAGCUUGAACAUUCCGGAUUGAGUUACCAGUACACCCACUUUCGUAGUGUUUUGAUAUUUUAAUCACCAUUUGGAUAUGGUGCCUACUUUUAAUAUUGUCUUUCAGUUGUUUCUGUGAUAUGCAAUCUCCAGAUCUACGAUCCCUACUCUAAAAUCCAGUUAUUUUAGUUCUAUUCAUUGAUUUCUCGUUAAGGGCUAGUUCAUUAUUUCAGUUGGGGACAUACGCUCCUUUUCAUGGAAUUGCACUCAUUGAAGGUUCCAUGUACAACGCCAUAUGAACUUAUCUGCGGAUGUCUCUAAAUUGUAAUUUCAUACUUGUAACAUGUGCAACUGCUCAGAGGACUUGGAUAAUAUAUUACCUCGUCUGUAUUUCUGCUACCACCUUUGAACAGGCUCGGCAACAUUUUCAAAUUUGUCGCGUUGAGCGACCUGUGGAGUUUCAAUUUUUCUAUUUUAGAUCUUAAGUUUUUGAAAAAUAAACUGAUAUGUUAGUAAUGCAACGUUCAUGAACAUCAAAAAAUACUAUAUCAUUUUUGAUAUCAUGAAACUAGAAAAAGGUAUUUUUUCAUCACGUACCGUUACUUUGUAUGUUCGAAUUUGAAUAUUUGUUAUAUAUGUUAUAUAAAUUGUCGUGUACAUUCCAAUACAAUAAAAAGGCAUAUUUUCUUUGAAUCAAAACUUUAUUUUUUUAAAAAUAAAAUUACAACUAAA